Rhipicephalus microplus (southern cattle tick) is the source of this 1401-nucleotide messenger RNA. Its product is annotated as glycoprotein 3-alpha-L-fucosyltransferase A. Gene Ontology annotation, molecular function: fucosyltransferase activity. The record is from RefSeq and is a predicted model, not a curated record. Gene Ontology annotation, cellular component: membrane. Lineage: Eukaryota; Metazoa; Arthropoda; Arachnida; Ixodida; Ixodidae.
AUGGCAUCUCUGUUCCGCCGUGGGAUGCUGGUUUGUCACGUGUGCAGCCUUCGGCGCUGGGUCGUGGUCGCGGUGCUGGUCAGUGGCGCCAUGCUGGUCGCCUUCCAGCUGCACCUGGCCGUCCAGAAGACCGCGGUGCCUCCCUGGAUGACCGCUAGCCUUGGCCAGGGUGGACGCGAGAGCAGGACGGAGCGGGCACACCGCAUCAUGGAGCGACAGAUAUUCAGGAACAGAGAGGAAGCCGACCAUCGACACGACGACCCGCCCUCUUCGCAGUCGAGCCACAAGCUGCCCUGGUUCUUCACCAACGGCACCGAGUGGCCCCGACCGACGAGCAAGCUGUCGAGGCUCGGCAAUGUGUGGCCGGACCCGCAGUCACCACACGAUGAUCGCAUCGUGUCCCAACUCAUGUACCUGCCACCGGGAUACAAGGGACAGCCCAAGAGCAUCAACUCGUCCAUGAAGACCAUUCUUCUGGACGGCAGCUGGUACGACUUCUUGCAUGGCCAGGCGCUCUUCCUCCGUGACCGGUGUCCGGUGGACAAGUGUCGCGUCUACAAGGGCACUGCUUCCUCGAACGAUGCCUUGUCAGCGGACGCCAUCAUAUUUAAGGACAGCUACGGCUCCGGCCCCAAGAAGAGGAGGGGCAACCAGCUGUGGAUCUUGUACCUGCUCGAGAAUCCCUUGCACUCGUUCAUCGGGGAACACUCAAGCGGCAUCAACCUGACCGCUACAUACAGGAAGGACUCGGAUAUUGUGACUCCGUACGAAAAGUUCGUGCUUUUCGACCCGCUGGUGAAGACGAUCAAGCGCGACCACGACUACGGCCAGAACAAAACCAAGAUGGUCGCCUGGUUCGUUUCCAAUUGCUACGCCAGCAAUUCUCGGCUCGAAUACGCACGCAAACUGGGCGAGUACAUACAGGUGGACAUCUACGGUCAGUGCGGACCUCUUUCGUGUCCACGAGACCAGAGCGAGAGGUGCUAUGAGAUGCUGGACAUGGAGUACUUCUUCUAUCUUUCCUUCGAGAACGCCAACUGCAAGGACUACAUCACCGAGAAGUUUUUCAAUGCUCUGCGGCACAACGUGGUCCCCGUGGUGAUGGGCGCCUCCCGCGAGGAGUACCGGGCCGCGGCUCCGUACCACUCGUACAUCCACGUGGACGACUUCGCGUCUCCCAAGGAGCUGGCCGAGUACCUUCGCCUGCUCAGCAGCAAUCAUUCACUGUACAACCAGUACUUCGAGUGGAAAGGCACCGGGGAGUUCGUGAACACGUACUUCUGGUGCCGGCUGUGCGCCAUGCUGCACGCGCCGCCUCGGCCAGCGGAUAAGCAGCGCAGGACAAGCGUGCACGACUGGUGGCUAAACGGUGCCUGCAAAACGGUCACCCGCCAACCCUGA